GGCGGGCACGCGGGCAGGCUGGGCGUCUGCGCAGGCGCGCGCUGCUCUGGCUUGGUUCUGGCGCUGGCCGCUAGGCGUUCUUCGGCUGAUUCAGUCAGGACUUGGGGCCGCGCGCCGGCGGGGGCACCAUGUUUCUUCAGUCAGUCAGUCUCUGGAACCUGGCGUUUUAUGCCCUUAUGGUUUUCAUGGCGACCCUGGGGCUGUGGGACGUCUUCUUCGGCUUCGAGGAGAACAAGUGCAGUAUGAGCUAUAUGUUUGAGUACCCGGAGUAUCAGAAAAUAGAACUUCCAAAGAAACUGGCAAAACGCUAUCCUGCAUAUGAAUUAUAUCUUUAUGGAGAAGGAUCCUAUGCUGAAGAACACAAAAUUCUCCCUUUGACUGGUAUUCCAGUUCUCUUUCUUCCUGGUAAUGCUGGAAGUUAUAAGCAAGUUCGUUCGAUUGGUUCUAUUGCACUUAGAAAAGCAGAAGACAUUGACUUCAAGUACCACUUUGACUUCUUUAGUGUGAAUUUCAAUGAAGAACUGGUGGCACUGUAUGGUGGAAGUCUUCAGAAACAGACGAAGUUUGUACAUGAAUGCAUUAAAACAAUUCUCAAACUCUAUAAGGGUCAAGAAUUUGCUCCAAAAAGUGUGGCAAUAAUUGGUCAUUCUAUGGGUGGCCUUGUUGCAAGAGCAUUGCUUACAUUGAAAAAUUUUAAACAAGAUCUGAUAAAUCUUCUUAUCACACAAGCCACCCCUCAUGUUGCUCCUGUGAUGCCAUUAGAUCGUUUUAUAACAGACUUUUAUAUGACUGUAAACAACUAUUGGAUUCUAAAUGCUAGACACAUAAAUUUAACCACGCUUUCUGUAGCUGGAGGAUUCCGGGAUUACCAAGUUCGUUCAGGACUGACUUUUCUACCAAAAUUAAGCCAUCAUACCAGUGCCUUAUCUGUUGUGAGUUCAGCAGUGCCUAAGACCUGGGUCUCAACAGACCACCUUUCCAUUGUAUGGUGUAAACAAUUACAAUUGACUACAGUUCGAGCAUUCUUUGAUCUUAUUGAUGCUGAUACUAAACAAAUAACUCAAAAUCCCAAGAAGAAAUUGUCGGUUUUGAAUCACCACUUUAUAAGACACCCAGCAAAACACUUUGAGGAAAAUCCAGCAAUAAUUUCUGACUUAACAGGGACAUCUAUGUGGGUUCCAGUGAAAGUGUCCAAAUGGACCUAUGUGGCUUACAAUGAAUCUGAUAAGAUAUAUUUUACAUUUCCUCUUGCAAAUCAUAGAAAAAUCUACACUCAUGUCUAUUGUCAGAGCACCAUGCUGGAUACAAAUAGUUGGAUUUUUGGCUGCAUAAACAGCACUUCUAUGUGCCGGCAAGGGAUUGAUUUAUCAUGGAAAGCUGAACUACUGCCAACAAUUAAGUCUCUGACGUUAAGACUUCAAGACUAUCCAUCUUUGUCUCAUCUUGUUGUUUAUGUACCAUCUAUUCAUGGAAGUAAGUUUGUUGUAGAUUGUGAAUUCUUUAAAAAAGAGACAAGGUCCAUUCAGCUUCCUGUAACUCAUCUUUUUUCCUUUGGACUGUCUUCAAGGAAAGUGAUAUUAAAUACAAGUGGCCUGUUUUAUAAUAUAGAACUUCUAAACUUCGGACAGAUAUACCAGGCUUUUAAAAUCAACGUAGUAAGCAAGUGCUCAGGAGUCAAAGAAGAAAUAACUAGUAUUUAUAAACUUCAUAUUCCUUGGUCUUAUGAAGAUUCCUUAACUAUUGCACAGGUACCAUCUUCCACAGAAAUUUCUCUGAAACUCCAUAUUGCUCAACCAGAAAAUGACAGCCAUGUAGCAUUAUUAAAAAUGUAUACAUCUUCAGACUGUCAGUAUGAAGUCACAGUUAAGACUUCCUUUUCACAAAUACUUGGACAGGUAGUUAGAUUUCAUGGUGGAGCUCUUCCUGCUUAUGUUACAUCUAGUAUCCUUCUUGCUUAUGGAGGACAAUUAUACUCUCUCUUCUCAACAGGUCAUUGCUUAGAAUAUGCUACUAUGUUGGAUAAAGAAGCCAAGCCAUACAAAGUUGAUCCUUUAGUAAUUACGAUUAAGUUUCUGUUGGGAUAUAAAUGGUUUAAGGAAUUAUGGGAUGUGUUAUUGUUACCAGAAUUAGAUGCCAUCGUUUUAACUAGUCAGAGUAUGUGUUUCCCCCUUGUAUCCUUGAUUCUCUUUCUGUUUGGAACAUGUACUGCCUACUGGGGUGGCCUACUUUCUUCUACAGCUGUGAGACUCCUUUCUUCAUUGUGGCUAGCUUUGAAAAGGCCCUCUGAACUUCCUAAAGAUAUCAAAAUGAUAUCAGCAGAUUUGCCCUUUUUGACAAUUGUUUUGAUCAUAGUUAGUUGGACAACCUGUGGAGCAUUUGCCAUACUGCUUACUUAUCUUUAUUAUGUGUUUAAGAUUGUUCAUCUGCAAGCCAGCCUAACAACUUACAAAAAUAGCCAGACUGUGAAUCCCAAACACUCUAGAAGAAGUGAAAAAAAAUCAAAUCACCAUAAAGACUCUACAGUACACUAUCUUCGUUUAUCUGCCAGUGAUGCUGAAGAUAGUCUUCGCAUGCACAGUACUGUGAUUAACUUACUAACAUGGAUUGUAUUACUCAGCAUGCCGUCUUUAAUUUAUUGGUUAAAGAAUCUCAGGUAUUACUUUAAACUUAAUCCUGAUCCAUGUAAACCUUUGGCAUUUAUCCUUAUUCCAACUAUGGCAAUUCUUGGAAAUACUCACACUGUUUCAAUAAAAUCCAGUAAAUUGUUGAAGGCUACUUCACAAUUUCCACUUCCUCUGGCUGUUGGUGUAAUUGCUUUUGGGUCAGCACAUUUAUACAGGGUUCCAUGCUUCAUUUUCAUUCCUCUUUUACUCCAUGCAUUAUGCAACUUCAUGUAAGACUGAAUUUAAGGAAUGAUAAAAAUAAUUACAACUUUAGGGUCAGUAAGAAGAGAGAAUGCACAGAUUCAUCAAUGUGGACAGCAAGAUCCUUUGGAGAAGACCAGUCUAUUUUUACAAUAUUGAAAAUAGGAAAUUAGUUUUAUAAUGCUUGAGAAAAGUAGUUGAAGCAUGGUUUUGUUUUGUGGUAUGGCAUCUGUGUACUAGUCAUUUUUGAAAAGGGUCUGGUGGCCACUGUUUUUGAGGACUUCUGCAUAUCAGCUAUUCUGCUUAAUUGGCCAUACUGGGGAUCUUCUAAAUACUCAGUAAAUGUAGCAUUGCUUGUAAUCUCAACUCAAGCAUUCUGCUCAUUUCAUCAAACUUUCUUCUGAAAAGUCAGUUACUUUGUAUUUGCUACAGCAUGCAUAUUGAGAAAUCAGUCUUAAAAGAUGAAUGAAAAAGAAAAAGAUCAAUGAAAUUCACAACUGUUUGGUUUCUCAAAAAUGAAAUAACCUCAGAGUCAGUUUUGGCAGCCACAGUGAACAAGGCAGAUCUUUUGUUUUCUUACAUCUUUGAAAAUACAACUUUUAAUUUUAAGGAGACAUGUUUUCUUGGUAACCAAUGGAAGAUUGGUGAACAUAAUUUAAACUCAAAACUUAGUGAAAUUUUCUCACUACUUUUCAAAUACAGAUCUUAUUUUGUAUUCUUGGUGAAUAUCAGGAGUCUAUUAAAGAAAUCUCUCAUUAAAUUUAAAGAAAAUUGUCCCAGAUAUUUACUUAUUGAUGUUGGAGCGGUACAGUUGUUCAGUAUGUACCAUUUUAUUUAAUUCAUUGACCCAAUGGUUGCCAAAAGUGCCUCAGAUCAUGAUGGAUUUUUAAAAUAACUAAAUUCCAGUGGUCAGAAAAAAACUCUAGUUUUGCAGUUUUUGUCUACUGUAGAAAAAAAGUCAGCGUGAUCAAAUGGUGUACCACAAUUGAUAUGUAAAAUUAUACUAUUAAUGGAAUAACCAACUGUUACCCAUUAAUAGCAUAAGUAUAAACAGUAUACCUAAAUAAAUUGGAGGUUUUAGACACUAGUUUUAACAAUGGCAUCUUAAUUUGCCAAGGUGAUUACCUUGGUUUGACAGAAAAGAGUAAUAUUUCUAUUUCAUUUGAGACUUCAGCUCGCUUUUAGCUACAGAAGAGUAGGUAAUGGAGCUAGGUAUCUUUGCCUUAAGAUAGAAUAAACUCAGGCUGAGGUAUACUUGGCUCAUGGAGCCCUUCCUUUAGAUGUGUAUGCUCUACAUACCCAAAACCGUUUAAAGUCCUUAAAUCCCAGUAAUACUUGUGAACUUUUGUCCUUGUUAGUACCCAGGACUGUCCUAGAGUACCAGAUUCAUUUUGUCAGCAAUUGCAUCUGGAUUCCAUUACAACCUCUCAGCUGUUACUGCCUGUGGAGAGUUUCCCCCACUUCACUGCCUAUAGAGGGUUACCUCACUUCACUUCUCAGUUAUUCCUCAGGUCCUUGCUGUUUUGGCAUCAGUUGAAGAGGAUCUCGGUAUCAUCUAUGAGGGUUGUAAGUUUGUUUAAUUCCAUUGUUGUCUCUCCCAACCUCAUGCCUAUUCAGUAUUUAUAUUUUCACUUAUGGAGAUCAUUAAAGGGAAGUGAUAACCUCAUAGUAGACAUGGCUGACAUUUCAGGCUCUUGUUUGAGAGAGGUAGCACAAGGAUAAAAUACAAAAUGCUUGUUUGUUCAGUAUAUGAAAGGAAAGAGAGUUUAUUAUACACUUGUCCCAUGGCGUACCACUUGUAUAUAUCUGCUUAUGUUUACCUAUUCAUAUAUUCAUAAGUAAGUUUUAUAUACAUUGUAUCUUUGUUUUUUUCACUGACAUUAUUAUAUUUUUAAGUUACAGGUUAAAUGUGUCAUUUAACUAUUUCUUAAUUUAAACUUAUGUUUAUAUACAGAAAGAACUUUAGAAAAUUCAUUAAUUUGUAUCUUCUAUUGACAGCCACAGCCAUUGUGUUUAUAUGAUCUAAAGUCUCCUUAUUCAGUCAGUACUGCUCAUGAAUAAAAUGUAACAAGCUUAAAUUUCUCAUUUGUGAGUAGGAGAUUAGCUUUUUAAAGCAGCAGACUAGGCACACUAAUUCUCAUUAAACAAUUUUCGUAUGCGUGUAGUUAUCAAGUCCUAAAGUCUUAUUUAUUCCAACAGAAUAUUUCAUUUUAGGGCUAUAAAAAGGAUUCUAAUUAAACAUAAACAAUAGUAGGUUGGGUCUUUAACCAUUGUAUACACACACACACACACACACACCCCUACACACACACUCACUCACUCACACAUACACAUUUUGACAGGGUGUUUAUCAAAUCCUGAUGUACUUUAAGCCUAAAUAACUACCGAGAUGAGAAGAGAUAGGCUCUGUCUCAAGAUUAGGGAAAUUGAUGUUUCUGUCACUUGGGGAAAAGAUAGUCCUUUUGUCUUUAAAUUAUACAUUGUUUCUACCAUGCUUACAACCUAUAUUAAUUAGCUGGCAAAACAGUACAGCUUUAUUAGAUAUGUUACUAAAAAUGAAAUUAUUUACUGGAAGUUACAGAUUCUUCAGUUCAACAAACUUCUGAGCUCAAGUGCUAUAACAUUUUUAUUUAGAAUUUGAGUUUUGAGUUAUAAAAAUUACUCUUGGACCCUAUUGUUGAUAACUAGAUCAAACAGGAAAAAUACUGAGUACUUUUAGUGUUUCUAAAGCCUCAGUUGGAGUUACUAGUAUAAUUUGGAAGUGAUAAUAUGGUAGAAAAUAUUAACGUCUUUUUUCUGGAUCUUUUUCAUGCCAGAAAUUAAAACAGUUUCUGCUAACUCUUUUCUUGGUUGUCACUAGAAUGAAGAUAUUUAAAACAGUGGUCCCAAAAAGCCAUUCUUGCCUGGUUCACAUUGAUUUUGAGUUUCUUCAGUAUAUAUUGAUCAUGUAUUGAUUAAUCUUUAAUUUUUUUUCAUAUUUUGGUCAGAUAAAUUCACAUGUAUCUAAUGGAAUACCUUUUCUUGAUUGAACUACACUGUGGUAUCUAUAUGAUUAUACAGUAAAAAAAAUAAAGAACUAUACUAGGCUUAGUAAAUGUUUGUUGUUGAUUAUCCUAUCACUCGUGCAGACGGUACACAUUUCCACCACACACACAUACUUAAGCAAAUUAUCGGAUUUGUUCAUUAUCUAGUUCUACACUUUUUCUAAUGCUUCAGACUUGUCAUUCAUAGCAUAGUAUAUUUAUUUUACCUCACUGCUCAUUAGCACCUCUUACACAUAGUGGCCAGGGGAAAUAAAAGGAGGGAAAAUGGGAGAAACACAACGAUUAUAGGAUAAACUAGGACUGUUGAUUCCUGAAUCCCCAGAUAGUUCAGCUGACCUGUAUUUUCAAUUUAGGCAUUAGGUCUAAAUUAGUAUAAUGUCUUGCUUUAUUAGGAGGUUUAGUGUAAAACUUUACAGUGCUGCACUUGCAAAUUUAGUAACCUGUUAUUAAAAUCAGUUGGGAAAAUUUUUUUAAAUAUGUUGUGACUUUCUAUGACUAGGCAUGUGUUGAUUAUUUUUUUCAUCAUCACUUUUUGUUUUCUCAGUGUCACCUAUCAUAGGAAACUAGAUACCUUGUGAGGUUUUUCAAGGGGGGAGUCCAUUUGGAGAGCAUGACACACAAAGUAUCUUUGUAUUAUGCAGGGUGCCUGGCUGGCUCAGUCCGUGGAGCAUGUGACUCUUGAUCUGGGGGUUGUGAGUUCAAGCCCCACUUUGGGUGUGGAGAUUACUUAAAAAUAAAAUCUUAAAAAAAAAAAAAAGACAAGACAGAAAGCUUCCUUGCCACACAAGGUAAAUGUAGAAGAUACUAUUACGAAAUAGAUGAUUAGGAGCUGAAAUUUUAUCUCACUCUUUUUGAACAAAGGACAGCAUUUCAAAGUCUGUAAUGAACUUUUAUUUAUACAUAAUACACAUGCAUUCUUUCACAGUAAGUUUCAACAGCCUGAGGAAAUAGUAAGUCUGUGAAGCUACUUGUGUUUUUUACUUUUAAUAAGGAUGAUAGGAAAGAAAAGUCAGGUCAGUAAUCCAAAUCUAAAUAUGUGUACUGUAGAUGUUUAAGAAUUCACAUUUUUGUGAUAAAUUAUAUUAUAAAUAUAGAAGACUGACAUUGUAUAUUAGCAGUUUUAAGAACAGAAUAAAGUUUGGAAAUAGUGAGAAUAGACUAAUUUAUUUCAUUAAUAGUAUAAAUAUAAUAGUACACCUGAAUCACUAAUAUACAUCCUUCAAAAGCUAAAUGAUAUUCUAAGCUACAUCUUGAUUACAUUGUCUAUGGUUGAAAAUUUUAUAUCAAGUACAGGACUUUCUGAAAGUGUUUGGCAUGUUAUGCUGCCAAAAAUGACUAUGGUUUGAAAUGCCAAGUAACCAAUUUCUGAUGACUUUGUAUAGGACUUGAUAUAUAUGAGUCAAAAUUAUUCUAUACCAAUUCUGUACAUUGUAACUUCGAAUACUUGUAAAAAACUAUAUUUGUUAAUGUAUUUUGGUUAUUGUAAAUUUGUUUGCAUAUUUGAAUUUUAAUCAUAAUUUAGAAAGGCUAAAAAGUAGCCAGUUUUGUAAAGUUCAUAUACUAUUUUUAAUGUUAUUUUUGUUUUUAGUAUUUGUAUUCUCGUAAUGUUAUUAGUAAAAGAUUUAUAGACAAAGUAUAGAACUGUUAACUGUUCAUAAGCCAAAUUAUAGGCAUAUUUUGUAUUUCAUGUUGCACUUGUUUUCAUAUUGGACUUUUUACAUCCCUUUUACAGGAAAAAAAAAACACAUUUGAAUUUUUUAAGCACAAAACUCUGCAUUGAAAAAUGUAACUGUAUCCAUAUGGUUAGCAAAACAUACUUUGCCACCAAAGCUAAAAGAAACUGUAAAAUACCUCCAGAUAUCUGUGCCAAUGAAUUUUUCUUAACAUAUUGGGAUUAAAGGAAAAAUAUUUUCAGUAUUUUUCAUCUGCGACUUAAUAUUAAAUAUGUAAAUCAUCAAAACUUAUAUUCCAUACCCCAAAUUUUCUUUGAAUAUGUAUAAUAUACCAUAGUAUAUUCUAUUUUAUCUGAAUUGUGGAGUAAUGUUCUCUGAUUUUAUUGGGUUUAAAAGUUAAUUUACCCAAUAAUGAUCUUUUGUUAAUUAAUUGAAGUAAUCUUCUUUCAUUCAUCACAGAUUCAUUCUGUUGUGUAAAACUUUAAAUGUUAUUGUGCAGAUUAUUUUUAGUACAGGUGUCUCUCAUUUAUGUAAUAGAGAUUUUGCUAUGGAAUUUGUUUUGUUUUCUAUGUAUUUCCAUUCAGUCCCUUUAUAAAUCACAUGUUUCAAAGGGGAAAAUUAUCUACUAGAUCCUAACAGUACAAUGAAAUAAACAUUUUAAAAUGCAUAUUUUAAGAGAAAAUAUAAACAAUGGUGUUAAUGCUGAAUGUUAACACUGAUGGGUGGUAUACUCAAAAUGAUAGACUCAAACAUAUUUAUCUGACUGAAAUUCUUUGAUUUCUCCCCUAUAGAAAUUCUCAAAGGGAAUUUCAGUCCCUCGUAUUAUAUAGUUUUGCCCAUCGGUUAAUGUCACUUAUUGUUUCUCUGUCCAGUAAAGUUGAUGCAGUUUGCAAAAGUGGUUUUGGAAGUAAGGAGAAAACCAAAUAUUAAAAUGUUUGACCUUGAGGGGCGCCUGGGUGGCUCAGUUGGUUGAGCGACUGCCUUCGGCUCAGGUCAUGAUCCUGGAGUCCCGGGAUCGAGUCCCGCAUCGGGCUCCCUGCUCGGCUGGGGGUCUGCUUCUCCCUCUAACCCUCUUCCCUCUCGUGCUCUCUGUCUCUCAUUCUCUCUCUCUCUCAAAUAAAUAAAUAAAAUCUUUAAAUAAAAAAAAAUAAAAUAAAAAAAUAAAAAAAAAAAAAUGUUUGACCUUGAUUUAGUGACAGUUUAUCCAGCUAACCGGUAAUGACUGGGUAUUAGUAAAAAGAUGAUGUAUAAGACCUAAAAAUUCAGUUAACAUUGUUUUUUUGGAAUGAGUUUUUCCUUUGUGUUAAAUAAUUUUAUUAUAACCAUGCUAUCUACAUAAUCAAAUACGUAUUUGUUGGAAUGUUGGUAGAAAUAACCUCUUCCUCCUCUGUGGAGGGGGAAAAAAAUCUCUCAAUUUUUAGUGUAUGUGAUUUAGGAAAUUGUAUUGUGUACUUACAUUUUUAAAUAUAAAAAUGAUAUUAUUUUGAAUUGAUUGUAUUACAGUUUCUUAAACUUAUGACUAACUAAAUGUAGCAACAUACCCAUGAUAAACCAGACCAAAAUUGAAUGCAUAUUAUCACUGUGACCUUGAACUUAUAGUUGUUUAGGAUAAAACAGACUGUGCCUUAAAAUGAAGGAAUGCCCUGCAAUUUUAUAACUGUAUAUUUUAUAAAUUGGCCCCCAAUUUUUUUCUUUGAAGUUGGUGAAGUAAAAUUUUUAAAGUUGACCAGUAUUUCUUUUUUUGCUCUAGAACCUCCCUUUAAUUUCCAGAGUUCUCAUUUUGAGUUAAAAUUGACCUAUACUUCAUAGAUGUAGAAAAGUAAGUUUGGCUAAAGUUUCUGAAAAUUAUUUUAGGAAAAGGUGGUGGCAUUUCUGUUUUGCACUUAUAUAUUUACACAUGGAAAAAUCUUCAAAUAUCAUUUUUUUGUCUUUCUAAUAAAUAAUCUAUCAAAUACAUGAAUUCUUCCCUAAGACCUAUACUUAUUUUUUCUCAGAUUAUUGACACUCAUAUUUGAAUAUCAAAAGUUAGUUUACCUAAUAACGAUUUUUCAGUAAUUAAACUCAGAUUCAUGCAGUAUAUUUUUAAAUAUUAUUUUCCCCUUUUUCUCUUUUUCCUAACUAAUAAUUAUUUUUAAGGUAUCAAGGAACUGGUUUCAGUUGUUAUUGUUUUUUUAAUGUAAAGACUUACUAUAUUUUUACUGUGCUUAUUUAAAAAAUAAAUAAUUUCUAUUAAGACAAAUUAUUCCAUUCAUAGGACAUCAUGGUCUCUGCUAAAAGAUGCUCACAUCUGUGUGUACUCAGAAUUUGUUGUAUAUUUUUCAAUUUUGAACAUAAACCCAAUAUAUUUCUUUUUCCCAUUUCACCUCCACUACCUCCUCCCAAAGACAAAAAUCUAGGUUUCUCUACAAAUAAGGAGAAAGAAAACAUGUCUUUCCUUAAAACAUGUUAAAAUUGAGAUGGAAAUAGUUCAGGCAAGGAAAUGUAAUAAAAUACAUGGCUGUCAACCUGCAUCCAGAAAAUAUUAUAAUUAAAAGUUUAUGGGGCACCUGGGUGGCUCAGCUGUUAGGCAUCUGCCUUCGGCUCGGGUCAUGAUCCCAGGGUCCUGGGAUCGAGUCCCAUGUCGGGCUCCCCGCUCAGUGGGAAGCCUGCUUCUCCCUCUCCCACUCCCCCUGCUUGUGUUCCCUCUCUCGCUGUGUCUCUCUGUCAAAUAAAUUAAAUCUUAAAAAAAAAAAAAAAGUUUAUGAAGGACAAACUAUUUUGCUGAGAUAGACUCAGUAAUCCUUUAUUUGCAAAUUGAUACUUUUGUUCUCAUCCAGAAAAUGCAGUGCAUAGUAACAAUACUUAGUGCAAAGGAGCUUGUCCUGUAGCAUAUACUGAAAAAUGAUUGUCACCUUGCAGAUUUUUCCAUUUAAAUAAGCAUGAUCUUCUUCAGUACUUUGUAUAGUAUAUGGUGUAUGAAAUACACAUGUGUGAUUUUGUUGUAUUUUUUAUAUAAGUAACAUUUAACUGGUUGUAAUUCACAAAAAGUGCUAUUAUACUCUGUAGAGUGUUGUAUAUGUUUUUAUCUGUUGCAGCGUUAUGGUGUGGGGUUUCAUAGAUGAAUAUUUGCCUUCAGUCUUCGCUCAGGUAUUAAUGUGUAGCAAGUUUUGGUGCUUUAUUUUUAAUCUGUCAUAAUCUGGUGUUCUGAAUGUUCAACAAUAAA
Mirounga angustirostris (Northern elephant seal) is the source of this 10783-nucleotide messenger RNA. RefSeq names its product post-GPI attachment to proteins inositol deacylase 1 (gene PGAP1). The record is from RefSeq and is a predicted model, not a curated record. Gene Ontology annotation, cellular component: endoplasmic reticulum. Bases 129 to 2897 code for a protein of 922 amino acids. Gene Ontology annotation, biological process: GPI anchor metabolic process; endoplasmic reticulum to Golgi vesicle-mediated transport. NCBI's taxonomy places the organism in Eukaryota, Metazoa, Chordata, Mammalia, Carnivora, Phocidae. The transcript is spliced from 27 exons. Gene Ontology annotation, molecular function: phosphatidylinositol deacylase activity.